Cinara cedri is the source of this 4670-nucleotide messenger RNA. The record is from the annotation of a GenBank genome assembly. NCBI's taxonomy places the organism in Eukaryota, Metazoa, Arthropoda, Insecta, Hemiptera, Aphididae.
AUGGUAAAAGAGGUCGUACCUCAGGAAGACAACACUAGUAAUAUACUUAAAGCUGACUUACUUAAAUAUGGUUAUAUUAACAAACGAUAUAAACUUCGAAAAAACCACGAUGAUGUACGUCCAGCCAAAUGUCAAGAGUAAGAACAAAAAGCGUACUUACCUUAUAUAUUAAUAUUUUUAAAAUUAAAUAACACCUUGUUAAAUUUGAUAUUUUUUAUACUUUAAUUACGCGCUGAAGUGUUUUAUAACUAAGUACCUAAAGUAUAUCACUCUGAUCAUAAGUAUUCAGGUAUUCUAGUAUUUUGAAGAAUUCUUAUCAAUUUAAUUAAAUUUAAUUCUAGUCAAUUUAAUUUUUUUAUUAUUAGAUUAUAAUAGGUUAUCUUGAUAUAACACAAUAUAUAAAAUAAUAAGCAUGUAUAGACUAGGGCUUUUUUAUUUGGGGAAAAGCAAAUUUGGUUAGUUAACUUGAUUAGGUAUAUCAAUAUUUAUUAUAAACCCAUUUAUUACAAAAAAAAAGUUGACAAAAAAUGUUUAAAUUUAAUCAAUUCGUCAUUUUUCAAAGAUGAAUAUUCAAAAACUUUGGGACUGUAAUAACUUGCCCCUUGGGAAUUUAUAAAAUGUGAUUAUUAAAAUAACUACCUAUCAUCUUAUAUUAAUUUUAAUUUUAACUAUAAUAUAGGCGGUGAUUUAAUAAUUAUAGAUGGCUAGCUAUUAAGCUAUUGGAAGAAGAGCGCAAUAACUUAGUGUCCGAUUUAAAUGCAGCUAUGUGCAAAUCAAAAGUAAGAAAAGAUGAUAAGUACAGAAUGAAGUUUGCUAGAACGAUUCGAGAGAUCAAACAAAUCGAUGAUGAGUAUACCGAACAACGAAAAAUCGAGUUGGAAGUGGAUAAAGAGAUAUUUCAACUGGAAGCCGAAAUAAGUGCUCUUGAUAAAAAAAAUAAAAGUUCGAAGAAUAAUGGUCCAAAACUGACUUUUGUAAAUACGUACCUACCGUAGUAAAUGAAGUAGAAAUUUAUUUUAUUUGUUCAUAAAGUUUAUUGACAUAUUAUUAUAAAAGGGUUGUUUUUUUUUUAGAAAACCAAUAAUGAAUACAACAGAUUGUUAGAUGAACAAAAUCAAUUAAAAACCCAAGUGGAAUCAUUAUUAAAACAAAGGGAACGAAUAAAUAAACUUUACAAUAAACUUAUGAAUAAAUUGCACAAAGGGCAGCAAAUAGCAUCUGAUCUUAGCGAACAAGUUGCUAGGACUUACAUACUCAGGUAAAUUUAUAAUAGUAGUUACUUAGCUACUAAAAAGGUAAUAUACAUGUUUUAAAAGAAAUUUAGGAAAAGUGAUUUAAAUUAUAUACAGUGUUCCAUUUAAGUGGGUACACUUAUCAUCUCGAAAAUACUAACCUUUUUUUGAAAUUUGUUUUAUAGAACAUUUAAGAAACAAGCAGCUCAAAAAUUUUAUAUUUUUCUCAUCCUUAUUUUUUGGGGUAAAACCAUUACCAAUUUUGUUUUUUAAAUGGCAACCUAUAUUAACAAUUCCAUAAAUAGAUUAAGUAUUAGUUAAAAUAAAUGUUGGUGUUAAAAUGUUUGAUUUCCGUCAAUCCAUUGACGAGAUGUUUCAUGUUUGGGUCGGAGGAGAGGAGUGGAGCAUUAUUUAUGUGGCUACAUAACGCGCGGCCUUUUGAUAAUGCAUCACUACUCUCCUUAAAAAAUAAGGGUGACAAUAAAUGUAAAGUUGUAGAGCUGCUUGUUUCUUAAAUGUUUUAUAAAACAAAUUCUGAAAAAAGUUAAAACUUUCUGAGAUAAUGACUGUACAGGUUAAAUGGAACGUCCUGUAUAGUGUGUAUACGAGUAGGUACCUAACAAUAUUAUUAUGUGUCUGCUGUCUAUAAUAAUUUUUAUUGAACUAUAAAUAUAGGUACCUGUAAUCUUGAUUGUAGGGUUUCAAUUUUCAUACUUUUAUUUUACUAUCAAUCCAAUAAAGGAUCUUAUUUCUUUUUUAUACAAAUCCUUAUAUUCAUUCUUUAGUGUUAAAUUUAAAUUUCUUGGAACACCGAUCUUCGAAUUUAUGAGCAGAUACAGGUAUACUUAACAAUAUCGAUAGUAAUUUAUUGAAUUAUAUUAGUCAAUAUUUUAUUUUAAUAAUUUUGUUAUUGUACGUAUAUAUUAUUUGAUUCAGAGAUGAUGCUAAAGAACGUUUAGAAAUUUAUUUAAAAACUAGUAAAACACAAAAUCAGAAUCAAGAGAACAAUUUAUUAUUACUUAAACGACAGUUCAAUAACAGUAUACAAAUGACUGAAUAUGUAACAGAAAAAUGCAAGUAACAAAAAAUCUAUAUUUACCUACCUAUAAUAGAAAUAUUCACAUAUUUUAUUUAUUUUAUUCAAAAAGCGAAUUUUAAUAAACCUUAAAAUUGAAAUUGAAUAUAUUUAUUCUUGUUACGAUAUCUUUUUUAAGCCCCCAAAAAUUAAGUUUAAUAAUACCUAUAAUUUUAUUUUUAUAUUUUAUAUUUUAAUUUUAAUUAUUUUCCAUCAGGAUUUAAAUGUCUUAGACCCCUAAAAAAUUCUGGGUGGGUCUUUAUUCUUAAACCCUAAAAUCCACAUUCCAAAUUAAACUAUCAAUAAGUUACUUAAGAAAAGUAUAAUUUUAACAAUUUAUAAGUGUUAGAAAAAAAAUAGCACUAAAUAUUUUGUAUAUAUUUACUUAGUAAAAUCAAGAACAGCAAAAACCACCGAGAAAAAUAUAAACGAACACGAUACUGAAAUGUUGGCUUUAAAUGUUGAAGCAGAAGAAUUCAUCAAACACUUGAUAUACAUCACAGAUGAAAAAAACUUAGAAAAAAUUAUGGAAGAAAUUGUUAAAAUGAAUUUUGAUAAUAGAUCUAUGUUUAAAUUUUUACUGGCAAUAGAAUUGCACGUGAGUAUACUUUUAUUUUUUUAACUCCACCGAUGAAUAGUAUAAUAACAGUGCUUUGCAAAGCAAUAAAAAGUUACAUUAAUAUAGGUAAUAAUAGUUGUGUACAGCAUUUAUGUAACUACAAUACCUACUCGUCUUAUUUUUAAUUUUCGUCCCGGUCCUCGGAUUGGCCUCAGAGGAUUGAAUAAAAUAAUAAUAUUAUUUGUUUCUACCUAGUUGACGGAUAUGGAAAACGCAAUGGAACGAUCGCGGACAACUGUGGCUGAUAAAAAGCGUGCCUUAUCGGACAUGUUAAUAACGAAAAAGAAACAGUUUGAGAACAUGGCCCGUGAGUAUAAGGACGGGUGCACGAGGUCACGAGACGCGCGCAGGACUUUGCGGACGUUAGCCUCUGAAUGGAUCCGGACUUGCCAAGUUGUGGACGAGGUGUGUGACCUUAUGGGAACGGACUGUGGGUGGCCAUUGGCCCAUUUUCAGGUUAAAGACUCUAAUGACGGUAAAGAAGACGAAGGUGGUGGCAGUCACUGCAAUCGAAUACUGCCCGAUCCUCCUAGUUUAAGAACAUACUUUGGGCUCGUAGACGGGCGACUUAAUGAUGUAUUGUAUCGGUUAUUUUACGUCCAAAAUAAUUGCGGUGGUGGCGUCGGUUGUGGUGGCAGUGACGACUGGUCACAGUUGCAACGACAACGGGUCAUGCUGCGUCCGGUCGAAGCCGGAGAAUCAAUGUCUACCGGAUCCGAACAGGAAGACGAUUUUGUGGCCCGAAACCUGGACGGCGACAAAAACAGACAGGCAAAAAUGAUGGCUUCUAUUGAUCCGACCGCCGUACUAGCUGACGACGAAAUGCUUGACGUGGGACAAGUACCAUCAAUUUGCCCAGAGUGAGUGGUUUUUUAAUCCUAUUUAAAAAAUUAAUAAUAAUAAACAGGACAUAGACAGAAAUUUUAGAGUUCUUGUUGAACAAAUGAGAACAAUGGCAUAAAACAUAAGAUUAGAUAUGUCUUUAACUGACCUUACUUGCGUCGCACAAAGGCGAACAGGAAGAACAUAAUUGUAUAAAUAUUAACUUGUUGUAAGUGAGAAGUUGGGAAGGUAGAGAUGAAAUUUGAUGUAUUACUGUACGUAACCAUUGUUAACGAAAAAGCGAUUCUGAGCGGAGUUCUGUUAAUAGUGUUGCUUUGUCAAUAAUAUAUAUGUUAUAUUAUGGCAAAAUAAUUACAUAAGCAUUAUAUAUUUUUUUUUAAUAACAUUUUUUUAAUACUGCAUUUAUUUAACCAUGUUUUUAUCGGUUUUUCGAUUCAUUAGAAAAACUCUUGGGAAAAUAAAAAAAUAAACAUCAUUGUAAUUCCUCGCCCCUCUCAAAAUCUAAUAUACAAUUAUUGCAAUAUAGGCCAGUAAAUAACUAAUAAAAAUUUAUGUAUAUUUUACAUGUAUUUAAUUGUAUGUUUCUAUGUACCUGCUAUGUGCAGAUGUUUAGAAAAACGAUUCGAAGAAGACAAACACGAAGGAAUAGUAAAAGACGGCAGCGGACCUGUUUUCGAAGAUGAAGACGGACUGUCGAUCAAGGGUAUGUGCCACAGUAAAAAUAUCAAUCUCAAAAAUAUCAGCAACGAUGCUUUAAAAAUGUUCUUUCACCGCACCGUGGAUUGCCCACUGAAAUUUGCCAACAAUUCUCAUAAAAAAAUGCGCGGUAACAAACACAAUCUGUGAUGUGAAUGUCCACGAAUAAGCAAUUAGACAUUAUUUGCACAAUAGUAUAUAAUAA